Messenger RNA from Cavenderia fasciculata, 891 nucleotides. RefSeq lists its product as uncharacterized. The coding region runs from base 1 to 891 and encodes 296 amino acids. The record is from RefSeq and is a predicted model, not a curated record. The transcript has 4 exons. Lineage: Eukaryota; Evosea; Eumycetozoa; Acytosteliales; Cavenderiaceae. Gene Ontology annotation, molecular function: 3'-5'-RNA exonuclease activity.
AUGUAUAAUAAUAGUAAUAAUAAUGAAGAUCAAACAUUGAGAAUCAUGUCAUUUAACAUUCGAUAUGAUUCACAUAAAGAUGGUAUUAACAAUUGGGUAAAUAGAAGGAAUUUGGUGGUUGACACUAUCAAACAAACUAAACCAACGAUAAUAGGGUUCCAAGAAUGUUUAAAAAAUCAAAUUGAAGAGAUUAUCAAUGACUUGGGAGGUGAUUAUAGUUUUGUAGGAGUUGGAAGAGAUGAUGGUUUGUCAAAAGGUGAAUAUUCACCGAUUGCAUACAAUAAUAAAUUGGUACGAUAUGAUCAUGGUAGUCAUUUUUGGAUAUCACAAGAUUGUUAUGUUGCAGGUUCAAAGUCUUGGGAUACAAUGUGUCCUAGAAUUGCUACUUGGGGUAAAUUCAAAUACCACAAUAACAGCAAAAAGUCAUUCUAUACUCUUAAUACUCAUUUGGAUCACAUGUCAUCUCUGGCAAGAAGUGAAGGAACUCUAUUGAUUAAAUCAUUUGUCUCUCAUCUUGAUCCUUCCAUUCCAUGUAUUAUUACUGGAGAUUUUAAUGAAGAAGUUGGAUCAAAACCAUAUAGAAAUAUAAUUGACAAGAUGGAUGAUAUGGUUGGACAUAAAUACAUGAAUAUGUUGAAAAUACCAAUUGCUCCAACUUAUAGUUUAAAGACAUUCAAAGAUUGUUCUAAAGCUGCUAAUAAUAGGGAUGGUCCUUUUCAUACAUUUACAGGAUUUACAGAUGAAUAUAAAGUUACAAUUGAUUAUAUAUUUGUAAAUGCCUCUGUUAAAUCAGUUGAUAAGUUUCAAGUACUCACAGGUCAUUUGAAAAUUGAAACCGAUGGUUUAAAACCAUCUGAUCAUCUUCCCAUCUAUGCUGAUCUAAUCAUUUAA